AUGCCAAGGAAAACGAAAAUCGUGAUUGUCGGAGCGGGUGCAGCUGGUAUCGCAGCUGCCUCGAGAUUACUGCAGAAAGGAGUCAACGAUUUUGUGAUACUGGAGGCCAACGACAGAAUCGGUGGCCGAAUAUACACCAAAGAUUUCGGUGAACAUGUGGUGGAUCUCGGAGCUCAAUGGGUUUACGGACAACACGGAAACGUGGUGUAUGAACUUGCCUCCAAAUACAAUCUGCUAAGUUCGUUUGAUCUGCUCAAUCCCACCAGAUAUGAAUUUAUUACCAUUAAUGGUGAAAUAAUGCCCAACGAGGAAAGCAUCGAAGCCAUGAUGAUUUACUUUAAUAAUAUAAAUAAAAUGAAACAAGUAGAAUUCAAAGAUGAAACGAAAUCUUUUGGAGAUUACUUUAUAAGAGAAUAUUAUAAAGCUUUCGAUGAAAAACCUUUCAUGAAUCGUUCUAAAGUUGCCAAAUAUUUAUCUUGGAUAGAAAAGAUAGAAAACUCUCUACAAUGCAGUAAUUCAUGGUUCGAUGUCUCCGCGAAACGUUUAACAGAAUUUAAGGAAUGUGAGGGUGACAUUACUUUAGGUUGGAAGAAUCGUGGUUAUAAGACAAUUUUUGAUUUAUUAUUGCAAAAAAUUCCGAACGCAGAGAAAUGCUUACCAGUGAUGGAAAAAAUAGAGUUCGGAAAAGUUGUGGUAACUAUCAAUUAUAGCUCAGGUGCGAACGUGACAGUGAUUACUAAAGACGGAUGCGAGUAUUCCGCGUUGUAUGUAAUAUUUACUGGAUCUUUGGGUGUCCUGAAGGAGAAACAUUCCACGAUGUUCGUGCCAUCCUUGUCGCAGAAGAAACAGCACGUGAUAGAGGGAUUAAAUAUUGGGACAGAAAACAAGAUUUUUCUUGAAUUUUCACAUAGAUGGUGGCCAGAGGAUAAAGUUAGCUUUAACUUUAUCUGGUCGGAAAAAGAUAAAAAGGAAUUCCUGCAAACCUAUGGUCAAGAUAGAGAAUGGCUCUGUGAUGUGUUUUCGUUUUUCACUGUGUCAUAUCAGCCAAAUCUUUUAUGCGCUUGGAUAGCUGGAAAACAUGCGAGACACAUGGAAACUUUAUCGGAUGUUGACGUAGUUGACGGAUUGUAUUUAUUGUUAAAAUCAUUUGAGAAACAUUACACUGUUAUGAAACCAAUAAGAAUGUUAAGAUCCAAAUGGUAUACCGAUGAACAUUUUCGAGGCUCGCAUAGUUUUCGAAGCAUGUUUAUCAAGCAAAUGGAUGUAAGAUCGAGAGAUCUGGCCGAGCCAAUUAUGAAUGGAAUCAAACCUGUAAUCCUUUUCGCUGGAGAAGCCACGCAUGAUCACUAUUUUGCUACUGUGCAUGGCGCUAUGGAAACUGGUUUCCGCGAAGCGGAUAGAAUAAUCGAAUUUGAAAAGCAAUUAAACUCCCAUCUCUAACUACAUCUUCUACAACUACGCCUUCGUAAUGAAUGGAUCAUGGAAAACUAAAAAUAUCUUUGCAAUUUGGAAUAUUUGCAACAAUCGAAUAUAUUUAAGGCAUGGGUAACUACGAUACUUGUUUGUAGAAUGUAAAAAAUUUGUAUAAAGUACAUUAUAUAUUGUAAUGUAAACUUUAACGUUGUAAAUUGAUGUAAAAUCUUGGAAGUACCCAGAUAGUACAUGAUAUAUUGAGAAUAUUUUGAGAAUAUUAUGAAAGUGUCACGUCUGAUAUACGUAGGAUAUACUCCACGUAUACUAUGAUAUACUCAGAUUAUACUCAGGAUAUUUCUAUGUCCGCAGCAACAUUGCUCUCAAUAUAUCAUCAAAGUAUUUUCUAUGAUAUUCUGAUAUACUCAAAUAUUCUCAGAAUAUCAUAGAAGAUAUUUUGAGGAUAUAUUGAGAACAAUGUUGCUGCGGACAUAGAAAAAUCCUGAAUAUAUUUUGAGUACAUUCCCAGAAUAUAGAACAUAGCAGCAAUGUUAAAACAUUGUAGCAACAUUACAGCAAUAUUACAAAAUUGCCACAAUGUUGCUGCAAUGUUCUGAGUUUCCUGGGAUAUAGUAUACGUGAAGUAUAGCAUCCUACAUAUAUCAGAUGUGACAUUUUUAUAAUAUUCCUAGAAUAUACUGGAUUUUUUCCUAAGAAUCCUGAAAACAUAAAAAAUUUGAUUAAUUAUUGUACAAAGUUUAUUAUGUAGGUUUUAUAAUAUUUUAUUAUACUGUAAGUCAGUUUAUAGUUUUGUGUACAAAAUUAUAUUGUACAAAUCUGCCUGUUAUUUUAUCACAAGUUAUCUAUUAAUAAUUAAGUAUUACAUAUUAUUGCUCUCCUUAAUAAUUGAAUAUUACACAUUAUUGCGUUUGAUACGAAUUUUGUACCAAGUAAAAUAUAAAAAAGUAACGAACAAAUGAAUAUAAAAUAUGCUACGCUUCAAAUAGUCUAGUAACUGGAGCUCAAAAUCGGGCAUAAUUAGAAACUAAUUCGUUCAAGUAAUUUUAUUGAUUGUUAUGGUACAUUGGACCAAAAAAAGCGGCAAAAUGCUAUUAAAUUCAGGGAUGCGUUUUCGAGAUAUAGAAAAAAAAAGGUUUUCACUAAAUUCGAAAUAUCUCGAAAACAAAGGCAAGUACGAAAAAAUUGCUAUAGAACAUUUUUGUAGGAAAUUAAAUUUUCUAUGAGAUAUGUAUUUUUAAAAAAUUAUUAGAAUUUUUAAAAAUAAAAAAAUAAGCAAAAAAUGGUGGCAAAAAAUAAUAAAAAUUUGCAAAAAAUUCUAAUUUUUACAUUUUUUUAAUAACUAAUAUUUGCCUUAAUAGAAUCGACUAUACGCUUACAAAAACUUAAAGUAUACAUUAUAACAAACAAAAUAAGCGUUAAAGUAUUUCCAUUAAUAAUUACCGAGAUAUCGAUAACGCAAGUUAAACCUUUUUACUUAGUUUUUCGCUUUUGCGAUUAGAUUUGAACAAAAAGUAUUUUCUUAUAUUGCAUACAUCUCAAAAACUAUGCAUUUUAUUAAAAAAGUACAAAACACAUUUUCUGAUUUAUACAAGACCUAUCGAGAAUUGUCGCCAGAAUUAUCAUAACUAUCCAGCACAACACAUUUUUCGAGUGUCAUGCUGAUUUCGGGCAUUUAAAGUUAUGUGCAUAAUUUUAAACGCUAGAACUCUGUUUAAAAACGAUAUCAAAGCACAGUGCUAUACGGGAUCUACCGAGAUUUGUUGACAGAACUGUCAGAACUAUCCAGCACGACACAUUUUUUCGAGUGUCGUGCUGAUUUCGGGCAUUUAAAAUUAUGUGCACAAUUUUAAACGCUAGAACUCUGUUUAAAAACAAUAUCAAAGCACAGUGCUAUACGAGAACUGUCGAGAUUUGUCGCAGGAAUUGUCAUAACUAUCCAGCACGUCACAUUUUUUCUUGUGUCGUGCUGAUUUCGCGCAUUAAAAUUAUGUGCACAAUUUUAAACGCUAGAACUCUGUUUGAAAACAAUAUCAAAGCUCUCAUUACUGUAUAUUAUCUCCUGUAUAUUUUGUAAACAAUGUUAAAUUUUCGAGAUAAUUCUAUGAUUAUGUAUAGCAACGUGUAUAAAAUCGUGAAGUGGCGAGAGAAGCGUUUCCUCUAUAAAUAGCACGUAUCCGAAUUACA
Molecule: messenger RNA, 3615 nt
Organism: Monomorium pharaonis (pharaoh ant)
Lineage: Eukaryota; Metazoa; Arthropoda; Insecta; Hymenoptera; Formicidae
Product: spermine oxidase
Exons: 9
Coding region: 1-1440 (479 amino acids)
Molecular function (GO): polyamine oxidase activity
Source: RefSeq, a predicted model, not a curated record